Messenger RNA from Hibiscus syriacus, 648 nucleotides. RefSeq lists its product as uncharacterized. Bases 1 to 648 code for a protein of 215 amino acids. The transcript has a single exon. The record is from RefSeq and is a predicted model, not a curated record. NCBI's taxonomy places the organism in Eukaryota, Viridiplantae, Streptophyta, Magnoliopsida, Malvales, Malvaceae.
AUGUUCUUUGUUUCCCAAAAUGCUUUGGUCAACCCCCCUCCUCUCCCCUCUCUUCGGCUCCCUAUUUUAACUCACUUUCCUCUUUACCCUUCUUCUAUAUAUGCUCCUCUUUCUCCAUUUUCCCUUGUCUUCUUCUUCCCUUCAUUCGUUCAUAGACUUAAAGUGCCUGUGUUCUUCCUCCUUUUUCUUUUCUGUGUUUCAUUUUCCCGGUUCAUCACUGUUAAAAGUGCACAGCUUUUGGAAUUUCAUCGUGUAAAAGCCAUGGCUGCUGCUGCUGCACCUGCAAAUGUCAUUUAUUUGUCUACCAUUCUGGGCUGUGAUGGUCCCUCCACUGUCCACAAAUGCGACUGGAAAUGUCAAAACGAACAUGUUUGUGGCAACAUGUAUCGAUGCAAACUGACGGGAAUCACACACAUCUGUGACAUGAACUGUAACCAGAGAAUUCUGUACGAUAAUAAUAGCUCGCUUUGUCGAGCAAGUGGCCAGGUUUUCCCUCUUUCUCAGGCCGAGGAGCAGGUGAUCAGAGGUAUCAGGAGGAAGCUUGAUGCUGAUAAUUCGCCGCCUUCCGAUAGCUGUGGUUUUAAGCGGCGGCGAGACGCGCAGACUCCUCCGGCUGCGGCCAAGUUGGGGAUGGCAGCAUUGAUAUGA